Molecule: messenger RNA, 1752 nt
Organism: Aspergillus brunneoviolaceus CBS 621.78
Lineage: Eukaryota; Fungi; Ascomycota; Eurotiomycetes; Eurotiales; Aspergillaceae
Exons: 3
Source: RefSeq, a predicted model, not a curated record
AUGCAAGAUGGAACCAGAGAGCUAUUGGGCUAUAUUAUCUGGAGGGAGAGAUAUGGUGGCAUUGAACUGGCCAACUUUGACGCGCGAUUGACCUCCCAAGACCUAGACAUUGGAGGGACGACUAAGCACGGCGACAAUGGCUCGUUGGCUGGCCAGCAUGGAGAGGGUCUCAAGAUUGCUGCUCUGGUGCUUCGUCGCGAAGGAUUCCGUGUCCAUUUGGCUGCGAGCAAGUACAAGUUCAACUUUGGCUUCAGAGGCAAAGGCAAGUCUCGGAUGUACUGCAAGCUCUCGCCUAUUCCACCGGCCACCUUGACCAGGAAGAAGGCGAACUGUCGUCGUCUUUACACAAAUGGCAAGCCUGGGGGCCUGGCAAGUGACCCUGCAAGAGACGUAUCCGUUUUCAUUACGAAAGGACGCGGCGCAACUGGGGUGAAAGUGACUCUGGACAAAUUUCAGCAGUGGAGACGUGUGGCCUUGGAGCUGGACAUGCCACCUUCCGAGAGUAUCAUCCAAACUGAACAUGGAGACCUUAUCCUAGACCGCGAGAAGUACAACAACCGUAUGUACCUGAAAGGUAUUCUACUUUCUCGUCCUGGGUCAAAAGCAAGGGAGUUCUGGUACGGUUACAAUCUCAUGGCUGGGGAAACCAACCGUGAACGCCAGAGCCUAGCGAGUCCAGAGGAAGAGGCCUUGUUAGUGACCAAAAUCUGGGCGUCUGCCGUUGAGAAUGGUGGGCCAAGCAUUGUUGAGAAAUAUACAGACUUGCUGAACAAGCACUAUGAUUGUGCGGACGUUUCCAUGGCAGAUAAAAAGGCAUCGAAAGCCACGGCACUAGCUAUUUGGGCACGGCUUGUUGAGAAUGGCCGCGGAAAGUUCUACUAUGGCCUCGGAUUGAAUGAGACACAGGACUCGAAGAUAAUCACUACAAGUCUUCGAAGAGAACCGGCUGGCCUAUCGAAAAAGCUUUGGAAUCUCUUGUCACGAUACAGUCUUGUGCGAACCCCUGACGAACAGAGAGCACUUCUUUUCGAAAACUCGCAACGCUCAUCGCUGCAACCAACCCAAUUUUCAAAACAUGUACAGCGCGGACUAGCAGGCUGCUUGGCAUUGUGUUCGCAAACUCACAAUCUGUCCGUAGAAUACGUAUCUGGAGACACCGAUGUUGCCGUUCUCUUCAACCCAGACACUCGCUGUCUCAAAAUACAUGAGAAAUACCUGAGACCCGACACAGCUCACGAGUUGGCACCUUGCCUCGCUUACCCGAUGGGCCGCGCGAAUCAUGAGGAUUCGCCGUCAUUCUUCUGCGAUCAUAUCGUCGAGGAGCUUUAUGAACAAGCGCUUGAACAGGUUGUAGACCCGCCUGACCCUAUUCUUGUCCGCUCAUUGCGACUUGCGGCAAGGGAUAGCGUUCAACUGAUGCCCCGCAUGAUAUCCGUGGACCUGUCAAAGCAGCCACUUCAGCUCAAAGUUUCUUGGAGAAUCAAAGAUAGCGAGUUAUUGCGCGAUUUUAUCGGCCCGGAAAUGCGUUACAUUGUGACGCUUCAUCGGGAAAGCACAUGUUCCCAAUUAAAGGAAGUGCUACGUAAGGACGGAGUCAUGGUUGCCACUUGUGGCUGUCAGAUGGCAACUACUUCGUUCAAUGUUCACGAGGCUCAAUUCAGCGGCCUGCACAGUGAGGAGUUAUAUUUUCCUCUUGUCGCAGCAGUUCGUGAUAUGGCCAUCUAUGGAUUGGCACCAGAUGCCGUCGCUCCA